AUGUCAGGAGCCCAAGGAACUCUGCCGCCGGGAAGCACGACGGCGACAACAUACCAUUCUGUGCCGGGAGGAGAGAACCAGAGUCGAAUGGAUAUUCACUCGAAAGAGGACGAGGGUAAGGUUCAGAUUGACAAACUACAAGACAAGGUGGAAGAUUGUGCCGGACGUGGUGGCCCCAUUUUCGGUGAUGCAGUGUCAGCCACCGUUGAAGCUCAAGAACAAGGCCGUCAAGACAAGCCAGACCCUGGCGUUACCGGCACCGGAUAG
This is a messenger RNA of Lactuca virosa, 267 nucleotides long. The record is from the annotation of a GenBank genome assembly. NCBI's taxonomy places the organism in Eukaryota, Viridiplantae, Streptophyta, Magnoliopsida, Asterales, Asteraceae.